This is a messenger RNA of Mercenaria mercenaria, 340 nucleotides long. RefSeq lists its product as uncharacterized. The annotation marks the transcript as partial. Lineage: Eukaryota; Metazoa; Mollusca; Bivalvia; Venerida; Veneridae. The transcript is spliced from 3 exons. The record is from RefSeq and is a predicted model, not a curated record.
CGGCGCCUUCACAGACAGACACUGUGAUUAUCGUUGGCAUUAUCUUGAUUAUUUGCUCUUUAGUGGUACCGUCUCUGGCACUUGGUUUGUUUUGCUACAUAAAGCGUCGGAGCAAGCAAAAGGCAGACACAGCUACAGCUGAAGAUAGAAAUGUUGGACAUCAGAGCGUUUCAUAUUCAAUGGAUCGUAAAAGAAAGGCCAAAGUUGAGAUAGCAUCGCUUCAAACCGGAAAAGUCAACCGCACAUAUAUGGAUCAGGAAACAAACAAAGGAUUUGAAGAAGAAGAAAAUUAUGAAAGCGUCCUCGAGACAGACGACAUCUACGAAAAUCCGUAGGGCUC